UCCACGCGCAUCCGUCACUGGAAAUGCCGUAGCAGAGAGAGUCCGUGGAAGAAUCUCUCUCCAUUCCGUCGUGUCUGCGAAGAUCGUUGCGAUGCAGGGGAGCAGGAAGACGAAGGGCAAGAGGGAGAUGGCUCCGGCGGAGGAGCAGCAGCCCAGCCCCAAAGGCCAAGCAUGGUUCUGCACCACGGGAUUGCCCAGCGACGUCGUGAUCGAGGUGGGCGACAUGACAUUCCAUCUCCACAAGUUCCCGUUAAUGUCCAAGAGCAAGAAGAUUCACGACCUUAUCACCAACAGGGAAUCAAGCCUGGUCAAGCAGUCAGAUGGAGGACGGGAGCAAGAAGACGAGGAGGACGCAGGGGACGAGAUCAGAGAGGAGGAGGUGGUGCUGGAGGCGGACGAGGAGGCCGACGCGCACCGCAUCCGCCUGCCCGACUUCCCCGGCGGCGCCGAGGCGUUCGAGCUCGCCGCAAAGUUCUGCUACGGCGUCAAGCUCGACCUCACGCCGGCCACCGCGGCCCCGCUGCGCUGCGCCGCCGAGCGCCUGGACAUGUCCGACGACCACUGCGAGGACAACCUCGUCUCGCGCGCCGACCGCUUCAUCUCGCACACCGUGCUGCGGAACCCCAGGGACGCCGUCCGCGCGCUCAAGUCGUGCGAGGGCCUGCUCCCGCUCGCCGACGACCUGGGCCUCGUCGCCCGCUGCGUCGACGCCGUCGCGGCCAAGGCCGCCGCGUCCGCGCCCACCGCGCUCUUCGGCUGGCCCGUCGCCGACGCGGCCGGCGGCGACCGCCCGCGCCGGAAGAACAGUGCCGGCGCCGCGGCCACGUCCACGCUGCUCGACGACCUCGCCGGCUUGUCCUUGGUCACGUUCACUCGCGUCAUUGCCGCCAUGAAGGACAAGGGCGUCGGCCCUGAGGUCAUCGAGGGGGCUCUCAUUACCUACGCCAAGCGCUCCAUCCCCGGGCUGUCACGCUCCGACCGCCAUGCCGGUGGCGGCACCGCAGCUACCGCCGCCGCCGCUCCAAUGGCAGCGAAUGGCGACCAGAAGGCGCUUCUCGAGACCGUCAUUGCCAACCUCCCCGAGGAGACCAUCAAGAGCACUGCCCACACCGGCACGGCAGUGGGCGCCACCACCGCACGGGUCCUUUUCGGCCUCUUGCGCACGGCAAACAUUCUCCAGGCAUCAGAGGCUUCCCGUGACAUGCUGGAGCACCGUAUAGCUUCCAGGCUACCGGACGCGGCCGUCGACGACCUGCUCAUCCCCAGCUACUCGUACCUAGUGGAGACGCUCUACGACGUGGACUGCGUCGAGCGCAUUGUGCGGUACUUCCUCGAGGGCCGAGGUGCUGAAGAGGUCGACGAGGAGGGCACCGAGGCAGAGACGCCGGGCAGAGAGGCGAGCAGACGAGCAAUGCUGGCUGUGGGCAGGCUGAUGGACGCCUACUUGGGGGAGAUCGCGACGGAUGCCAACCUGAAGACGGACAAGUUCUGCGACCUCGCCUGGGCAUUGCCGGACAGCGCUCGCGUCUACGACGAUGGCCUUUACCGUGCCGUCGACAUCUAUAUCAAGGCUCAUCCAGCCCUGAGGGAAGAUGAGAAGGAGAAGGUGAGCGGCGUUGUAGACGGCCGCAAACUGACACUAGAGGCGUGCACCCACGCGGCACAAAACGAACGGCUGCCGCUGCGGACAGUAGUUCAGGUGCUCUUCUUCGAGCAGCUCCAGUUGCGUCGGGCCAUAGCACGGACUAUUGUGGCAAAUGAAGGUGGUGCAGGAGGCCCAGGAGAGGAAGAAGGAGAUAGUGAUGGCGGUCGAACAUGGCGGGUGGCGACGAGGGGAAACCAAAUGCUCAGGCUGGACAUGGACAGCAUGCGGAACCGGGUGCAGGAGCUCGAGCGCGAGUGCACGACCAUGAGGAAGGCUAUCCAGAAGAUAGACCGCCGAGGCGGCGCUGCUGGGGAUAGAGGAGGGGAGCCGGCUGCAGAGGGCAGGUGGGGUUCAAUGGUGACGAAGAGGUUUGGGUGCAAGUUCCCGGCGCAGGUCUGCCAGUCACAGCCGCGGUCUGUGGUGGCGCGGCCACGCCGGGCACGGGUUGAGCAGAGCCCCUGAUACCUCCCUCCUCCCCACUGCACAUGAUAGCUUUCAACUUCCUUGUUUUGUUCUCCUGAUUCUUUACUUCGAUUUGUGAAAAUAUGAGGGGUUUUCCUAGGCAGAAUUGUGAGGUUCACCAUGUUUGAUCAAUCAGAA
Messenger RNA from Lolium rigidum, 2245 nucleotides. RefSeq names its product BTB/POZ domain-containing protein At5g66560-like. The coding region runs from base 92 to 2107 and encodes 671 amino acids. Gene Ontology annotation, molecular function: protein binding. Lineage: Eukaryota; Viridiplantae; Streptophyta; Magnoliopsida; Poales; Poaceae. The transcript has 4 exons. The record is from RefSeq and is a predicted model, not a curated record.